Messenger RNA from Oryzias latipes (Japanese medaka), 1229 nucleotides. Its product is annotated as triosephosphate isomerase. Gene Ontology annotation, biological process: gluconeogenesis; glyceraldehyde-3-phosphate biosynthetic process; glycolytic process. Gene Ontology annotation, molecular function: triose-phosphate isomerase activity. NCBI's taxonomy places the organism in Eukaryota, Metazoa, Chordata, Actinopteri, Beloniformes, Adrianichthyidae. The record is from RefSeq and is a predicted model, not a curated record. Gene Ontology annotation, cellular component: cytosol.
UAAAGGAAUCCUCCCGGAAUUCGAUUGUGAUAAUUCCCACAGCACCUGAAGUACACACCAGCCUGUCCCACACCGGUGUCUGCCGCCCCUCCUCUCCGGGUAUCAGGCCUCAGCAGCCGCCAUGGCGCAACGAAGGUUCUUCGUGGGAGGAAACUGGAAGAUGAACGGGAACAAGGAGAGUCUGGAGGAGCUCAUGUCCACCCUGAACACCGCCAGUCUGCACGAGGACACCGAAGUGGUGUGUGCUGCUCCCUCCAUCUACCUGGACUUUGCUCGGUCCGGUCUGGAUUCCAGGAUCAGUGUUGCAGCCCAGAACUGCUACAAGGUGGCCAAGGGGGCGUUUACAGGAGAAAUCAGCCCGGCUAUGAUAAAAGACUGCGGGGCAGACUGGGUGAUCCUCGGACACUCGGAGCGGCGUCACGUGUUUGGGGAAAACGACGAGCUGAUUGGGCAAAAGGUGGCUCACGCUCUUGAAAGCGAUCUGGGUGUCAUCGCUUGCAUUGGGGAGAAGUUGGAGGAGCGAGAGGCGGGAACAACGGAGGAAGUCAUUUUUGCUCAAACACAAGUCAUUGCAGAGAAUGUGAUGGACUGGGAGAAAGUGGUUCUGGCGUAUGAGCCUGUGUGGGCCAUUGGCACCGGCAAGACAGCCACACCUGAGCAGGCUCAGGAGGUCCAUGAGAAAUUGAGGGCGUGGUUCCGAGCAAACAUCUCAGAAGAAGUGUCUGACUCCCUGCGCAUCAUUUACGGAGGGUCAGUCACAGCAGCAAACUGCAGGGAGCUGGCAUCCCAGACUGAUGUGGAUGGCUUCCUGGUGGGCGGAGCCUCCCUGAAGCCAGAGUUUAUUGACAUCAUCAACGCACGUGCAUAAUACUGUCCAUCAAUGCCAAACGCUCUGCAGACUUUCAGCUGUCUCUUGGUGUCCCCAUGCAUGGGCUAAAAAUCUGGGCUCAAUAGCUAAAUAGAAGUAAAUAUGAGUUUUUCUUUCAAGCAGGUGGAAUUUUUGCUGUCCUGUUUGGUUUAAAUUAUUUUGCAUAGAAAACCAAACCAUUUCUAGUCCACAUUUAGAAUAACAAUUAUAAGAAAAUGUGGUUGGUGUCUGUGUAAGUCACACAAAUCACAGCUCUUAGGUCACUUUUAGAUUUUCUUUAUUGUAUCACCUUUGAAUUUGUUGAUGAUUUUUCCCUUCAGUAAACAUGUGUGUUUGCAUGCAGAGCAAUAACUAAACUGUA